AUGUCUGGCCGCCCCUGCCGCUGGCUCCUCCGAGGGACUCUCGCCGCGGCUGCCCUGCUGCGCCCGGAGCGGCGCGCCCGCCCUCUCGCCGCCGUGCGGCCCGCCGCGCGCCCGCGCUCUCCGGUCCCGGGUUUUCUUGGAGCCUUAAAAAUGGAGAUGACAGAAAUGACUGGUGUGUCGCUGAAACGUGGAUCCCUCGCUGUUGAAGAUAAUGACAAUCUGGCCCCAGCUGAGGAGGCAAAAAGACAGAAGGUCUCGGAAGGCUGGCUAACCAAAGGUCAGGAUGGGAUAGAAAAUAACUCUCCACCCCGCUGUGAAAAUGUGCCUGCGCUACCUGAAGCUGUAAGUGCUGGAAAGAGUAAAAGAAAUUCUGAUGCCCAGCUGCAAGAAGAGGAAGAGGAGGAGGAAGAUGGCCUUUCAGAGGAGGGUGAGGAGGAAGAGGAAGCUGAGAGUUUUGCAGACAUGAUGAAGCAUGGACUCACUGAACUUGAUGUAGGCAUCACCAAGUUUGUAAGUUCUCAUCAAGGAUUCUCGGGAAUCUUAAAAGAAAGAUACUCUGACUUUGUUGUCCACGAAAUAGGAAAAGAUGGGCGCAUCAGCCAUUUGGAUGACUUGUCCGUCCCCGUGGAUGAGGAGGAUCCUCCAGAAGACCUAUUUACAGUUUUGACAGCUGAGGAAAAGCAGCGUUUAGAAGAGCUUCAGCUUUUUAAAAAUAAGGAAACCAGUGUUGCCAUUGAGGUUGUUGAGGACACCAAAGAGAAAAGAACUGUCAUCCAUCAAGCAAUUAAGUCUCUGUUUCCAGGACUAGAGACAAAAACAGAGGACAGAGAGGGGAAGAAAUAUAUUGUAGCCUACCAUGCCGCUGGGAAGAAGGCUCUGGCAAAUCCAAGAAAACAUUCUUGGCCAAAAUCUAGGGGAAGCUACUGCCACUUUGUACUGUACAAGGAGAACAAAGACACCAUGGAUGCUAUUAACGUGCUGUCCAAAUACUUAAGAGUCAAGCCAAACAUAUUCUCCUACAUGGGGACCAAAGAUAAACGGGCCAUCACUGUCCAAGAGAUUGCUGUUCUCAAAAUAACUGCACAAAGACUUGCCCACUUGAACAAGUGCUUGAUGAACUUUAAGCUAGGGAAUUUCAGCUAUCAAAAAAACCCACUGAAAUUGGGAGAGCUUCAAGGGAAUCACUUCACUGUUGUUCUCAGAAAUAUAACAGGAACUGAUGACCAAGUAGAACAAGCCAUGAACUCUCUCAAGGAGAUUGGUUUUAUUAACUACUACGGAAUGCAAAGGUUUGGAACUACAGCCGUCCCCACAUAUCAAGUUGGAAGAGCUAUACUACAAAAUUCUUGGGCUGAAGUCAUGGAUUUAAUAUUGAAACCCCGUUCUGGAGCCGAAAAGGGGUAUUUGGUUAAAUGCAGGGAAGAAUGGGCGAAGACUAAAGACCCGGCUGCUGCCCUCAGAAAGCUCCCUGCCAAAAGGUGUGUGGAAGGGCAGCUGCUUCGAGGACUUUCAAAAUAUGGAAUGAAGAAUAUAGUCUCUGCAUUUGGCAUAAUACCUAGAAAUAACCGCUUAAUGUAUAUUCAUAGCUACCAAAGCUAUGUGUGGAAUAACAUGGUGAGCAAGAGAAUAGAAGAGUACGGACUGACACCUGUUCCAGGGGACCUAGUUCUCAAAGGAGCCACAGCCACCUACAUCGAGGAAGAAGAUGUUAAUAAUUACUCCAUCCAUGAUGUGGUAAUGCCCUUGCCUGGUUUUGAGGUUAUCUACCCAAAGCAUAAAAUUAGUGAUGCCUACAGGGAAAUGCUCACAGCAGAUAAUCUUGAUAUCGACAACAUGAGACACAAAAUCCGAGAUUAUUCUCUAUCAGGGGCCUACCGAAAGAUCAUUAUUCGUCCUCAGAACGUCAGCUGGGAAGUUGUUGCAUACGAUGACCCUAAAAUUCCACUCUUCAACACAGAUGUGGACAAUCUAGAAGGGAAACCACCACCAGUUUUUGCUUCUGAAGGCAAAUACAGAGCUCUGAAGAUGGAUUUUUCUCUUCCUCCCUCCACCUACGCUACCAUGGCCAUUCGUGAAGUGCUAAAAAUGGACACCAGCAUCAAGAACCAGACCCAGCUGAAUACUACCUGGCUCCGCUGA
Molecule: messenger RNA, 2139 nt
Organism: Pipistrellus nathusii (Nathusius's pipistrelle)
Lineage: Eukaryota; Metazoa; Chordata; Mammalia; Chiroptera; Vespertilionidae
Source: the annotation of a GenBank genome assembly